Messenger RNA from Chenopodium quinoa (quinoa), 5033 nucleotides. RefSeq names its product ABC transporter C family member 14-like. The coding region runs from base 243 to 4871 and encodes 1542 amino acids. The record is from RefSeq and is a predicted model, not a curated record. The transcript is spliced from 11 exons. Gene Ontology annotation, biological process: transmembrane transport. Lineage: Eukaryota; Viridiplantae; Streptophyta; Magnoliopsida; Caryophyllales; Amaranthaceae. Gene Ontology annotation, molecular function: ATP hydrolysis activity; ATP binding; ABC-type transporter activity. Gene Ontology annotation, cellular component: plant-type vacuole; vacuolar membrane.
AUUAACAAAUUACUGAGUAACAAAUCUAACAAUGUAAGCAUGUUUUCAAUCUUUUCAUCACUUUUCCCUCCUCUUUUGCCUUCCUUUCUUUCUUGCUAUUGUUCAGUUCACACAACAUCAAAAAUUUAUGAUAUGCUCAGUAUAAUAUUGACAUACAGUAUACAUAAAUAACCUUAUAAAGUUCUAAUUCUUUUAAUUUCCCUGCUUUUAGCUUCUGAUUUUGUGGGGAAAACUUGGAAAAUAUGAUGAGAAAAUUUUGGAGUGAUUUCCUUACUCUUGUAUACAACCCAGUAAUCAUGUCUUCAGAUUCUUGGCUCACAACUCUUCAAUGUUCAGCUUCAAACAACAACAUAAUUCAACCUUCAGAUACUUUCAUGCAAGUUUUUCAAUGGUUUAGAUUCAUUUUCUUCUCUCCAUGUCCUCAAAGACUUGUUUUUUCAUCCAUCUAUUUCUUUUUUUUAUUGAUCUUGAUCUUGUUUGUUAUUUAUAGACUCAUUUCAAAGUUUAUUUUUAGGGAUAAUAGUAGUAAUAAUAAUGUUACUUCUAGUUCUUCAAUCAAUAAACCCCUCUUAGAAAACAAUAACCAAAAUAGAUUUAAUGUCAAGAUUAAUUUAUGGUUCAGAAUUUCCUUGAUUUCAUCUGCUUCGCUUGCUGUUUUAUAUGUUGUUUUGAGCGUAUUGACAUUUGUGGGGAGUGAUAAUAAAGGAAUUACUAGGCAAGUAUCAUGGAAACAGACUGAAAUUCUGUUUAGGGUACUUCAAGCCUUAACACAAGUAGCAAUUUUUGUUCUUGUUGUUCAUGAACAGAUAUUUCAUGCUACUUUUCAUCCUAUUUUGCUUAGGAUUUAUUGGGUUGCUCAGUUUGUGCUUGUGUUAGUGUUUAGUAUUUCGGGUUUGACUCGAAUAGUGUCAGUUUCUGAGGAGUUGGAUUCAUAUAUAAAAAUGGAUGAUGUGUUUUCUUUGAUAAGCCUUCCAUUUUCCUUUUAUCUGCUGAUAGCCGCCUCUCGAACAUCUUCUGGGAUUAUAGUUAUCAAAGAGGCCGAAAAUGGUUUGAAUGGAAGAGAAGAAUUACAUGAGCCGAUUAAGGAUGAUACUAAUGCAAGUGAUUAUUGGAAGGCAAAUUUGUUUUCUAAGACUACUUGGCUUUGGAUGAACCCUUUGAUGGAUAAAGGGUAUAAGAACCCUUUAAAGGUUGAAGAUGUUCCUUCACUUCCUCCUGAUCAUCUAGCUGAGAGGAUGUCGGAGCUCUUUGAAUCACAAUGGCCUAACCCGAGUGAGCAUACAAAGCACCCAGUAGCAAUUACUUUGCUCAAGUGCUUUUGGAAGAGUGUUUUGUACACUGGUUUUCUUGCACUUAUAAAGCUUUGUGUGAUGUAUAUUGGUCCUGUACUUAUUCAAAGCUUUGUCGAUUUUACUUCUGGAAUCGAAAGCUCUCCUUAUGAAGGAUAUUACCUUGUGAUAACCCUUUUAGUUGCUAAAACAGUCGAAGUCUUGAGUUCCCAUCACUUCAAUUUCCAUACUCAGAGAGUUGGGUUACUUAUAAGGUCCACCCUUAUAACUGCAUUAUAUAAAAAGGGGUUGAAGCUAUCUUGCUCUUCGAGGCAGGCUCACGGGGUUGGUCAAAUAGUGAAUUACAUGGCGGUUGAUGCUCAACAGCUAGGUGAUCUGAUGAAUCAGUUGCAUUCCAUUUGGCUUAUGCCCCUGCAACUUUUUGCUGCCUUGGGUUUGCUAUACUUUAACAUGGGUGUUUCAGCAAUAGCAACAUUAAUCGGGGUCAUUGUGAUUCUAGCAUACGUCAUGGUACGUACAAAGAAGUGCAAUGUCUUUCAGUACCAAGUCAUGAAAAACCGAGACUCUAGGCUUAAAGCAACAAAUGAAAUGAUAAACAAUAUGAGGGUCAUAAAGUUUCAAGCAUGGGAAGACUAUUUUCAGAAAAGAAUUCAAUCCUACCGGGAGCUUGAAUUUGGAUGGUUGUCCAAGUUUUCAUAUACUAUUUCUGGAAAUAUGAGUGUGCUUUGGAGCACCCCUACUGCACUUUCUGUUCUUGCAUUCGCAGUUGCAGUUUGGAUGGGUGAGAAUCUCAAUGCUGGCACUGUAUUUACAGUAACUACGAUAAUGAAGAUUGUGCAGGAGCCAGUGAGGAACUUCCCUCAGUCUUUGAUACAGAUUUCUCAGGCAAUGAUUUCACUUGGAAGAUUGGAUGGUUACUUGAUGAGCUUAGAAUUAAAUGAAGGGUCAGUGGAGAGAGACGAAGGGUGUCAAGGUGACAUUGCUGUGGAGGUGAAUCAAGGGAGUUUCUCUUGGGAUGAUGAAGCAACUGAAAAAACCUUGAAAGGGUUGAAUCUUCAGGUCAAGAAAGGUGAAUUGGCCGCCAUUGUUGGCACUGUAGGGUCUGGAAAAUCUUCUGUAUUAGCUGCAAUUUUGGGUGAAAUGCACAAAAUCUCUGGAAAGGUUAAAUUGUGUGGUACCACUGCAUACGUAGCCCAAACAUCAUGGAUACAGAAUGCAACAAUUCGAGAAAACAUUCUAUUUGGUCUACCAAUGAACAAAGAGAAAUAUAUGGAAGUUAUUAGAGUAUGUAGCUUGGAAAAAGAUUUGGAAAUUAUGGAAUUCGGUGACAAGACUGAGAUUGGAGAGCGUGGUAUCAAUCUGAGCGGUGGCCAGAAGCAAAGGAUCCAACUUGCCAGAGCAAUCUAUCAGGAUGAUGAUGUAUAUCUUCUGGAUGAUAUUUUUAGUGCUGUAGAUGCACAUACUGGUUCAGAUAUUUUCAAGGAGUGCGUUAGGGGAGCUCUCAAAGACAAAACUGUUCUGCUAGUAACUCAUCAAGUUGACUUCUUGCACAAUGCGGAUCAUAUAUUUGUGAUGCGAGAUGGAACAAUUGUACAAUCUGGAAAAUACAAUGAGCUUCUUGAAGCAGGCUUGGAUUUUGGUGCUCUUGUGGCUUCCUAUCAAACCUCCAUGGAUCUUGUAGAGACAAGCUCACAUACAUCUGAGGACAAGCAAGAAGAAGCACCAAAAUCUCUAAUCAGCGAAAACAAGUCACUAGAAAGAGUCAAGUCUGAGAAGAAAUCUCUAAGUAAAACAAAUCCUCAAAAAGGAACUUCCAAGCUCAUUGAAGAAGAGGAACGAGAAGUUGGGCAGGUUAGCAUAGACGUGUACAAGCAGUACUCUACAGAAGCUUUCGGAUGGUGGGGAGUGGCUGCAGUGGUACUAGUAUCUCUCUUCUGGAUUGUAUCAUUGUUCGGUAGUGAUUACUGGCUAGCUUAUGAGACUUCAGAAGAUCAUACUUUUACUCCUCGCUUGUUCAUUACCGUCUAUUUCAUUGUUGGGAUUAUAUCAUGUCUCUUAGUGACUGCUAGAGCCUUUGUAAUAACAUUUUUGGGACUUAAAACUGCUCAGGGCUUCUUCGACCAGAUUCUUGGCAGCAUCCUACAUGCUCCAAUGUCGUUUUUUGAUACUACUCCUUCUGGAAGAAUUCUAAAUCGGGCAUCAACUGAUCAAACCAACCUUGAUCUUACAAUUCCCUUAUUUUUGGGCAUGACAAUUGUUAUGUAUUUCAAUUUGGUGAGCAUCUUAGUGGUCACAUGCGUAUAUGCCUGGCCAACAGUUAUCCUCCUAGUUCCCUCAAUAUGGUUGAAUCUUUGGUACCGGGGUUACUACCUAGCCAACUCACGUGAACUGACUCGAUUAGGUUCAAUCACAAAAUCCCCUGUCAUCCAUCAUUUCUCAGAAACAGUUUCAGGUGUAAUGACAAUCCGAUGCUUCAGGAGGCAAGCCUUGUUCUGUAAGCAUAAUAUUGACAAGGUUAACACAAGCCUUAAGAUGGAUUUCCACACUACUGGAGCAAAUGAGUGGCUAGGUUUCCGCUUAGAGUUCAUUGGAUGUGUAAUCCUAUGUCUUUCCACUUUGUUCAUGAUUCUUUUGCCCAGCAGUAUUAUCAAACCAGAGUUCGUAGGUCUUUCUCUUUCGUAUGGGCUUACCCUCAAUGUUGUUCUGUUUUGGACGAUAUAUAUGACAUGCUUUGUUGAGAAUAAAAUGGUCUCGGUUGAGAGGAUGAAGCAGUUCAUCAAAGUCCCAUCUGAAGCAGCAUGGGAGAUCAAAGAAUGCAAGCCUUUACCAAACUGGCCAACUCAUGGCAACAUUGAACUAAAGGACUUACAAGUAAGGUAUCGGUCAAACACCCCAUUAGUGCUAAAAGGUAUCACACUUGGCAUUAGAGGAGGCGAGAAAAUUGGGGUUGUUGGUCGCACAGGGAGUGGAAAGUCCACCCUUAUACAAGUAUUCUUCAGGCUAGUUGAACCUUAUGGAGGGAAUAUAAUAAUUGAUGGCAUCGAUAUCUGCAAGAUUGGCCUGCAUGAUCUAAGGUCUCGCUUUGGGAUCAUUCCACAAGAGCCGGUACUAUUUCAAGGAACGGUGAGAAUCAAUGUGGAUCCACUUGGGCUUUAUUCCGAGGAAGAGAUAUGGAAGAGCCUGGAACGUUGCCAACUUAAGGAUAUUGUUGCAGCAAAGCCAGAAAAGCUUGAUGCUCCAGUAACGGAAGAAGGAGAAAAUUGGAGUGUUGGUCAAAGACAGCUGAUGUGCUUAGGGAGAGUCAUGCUCAAGAAAAGCCGUAUUUUGUUCAUGGAUGAAGCUACAGCUUCCGUUGAUUCCCAAACAGAUGCUACAAUUCAAAAGAUCAUUAGAGAGGACUUCAGAAAAUGUUCUGUAAUUACCAUUGCUCACAGAAUACCCACUGUAAUGGAUUGUGACAGAGUAUUAGUCAUCGAUGCAGGAUUGGCAAAGGAAUUUGAUGCACCAUCUCGUCUCCUCGAGAGGAAAUCACUCUUUGGGGCAUUGGUUCAAGAGUACUCGAAUAGAUCGUCUAAAGUGUAAAUGAUAAGCAUCCUGGUUUAGUUCCAUUGAUCAUACUAGUUACAACACCGAGAAUUUAUAAGCAAUUUGUAUAACAUGUUGAUUUUGUUACAUCCUUCAUUGGUCUAUCCACUAUUUCUUUAGAAGAACGAAGAGUAAUGUUAUACUCAUUUCGAAUCUUAU